Molecule: messenger RNA, 381 nt
Organism: Prunus armeniaca (apricot)
Lineage: Eukaryota; Viridiplantae; Streptophyta; Magnoliopsida; Rosales; Rosaceae
Source: the annotation of a GenBank genome assembly
AUGGGUAGUGCUGUUGAUCUGGGAAAUAAUAAUAUGGGGGAGUUCAAGCACUUGGUGAUUGUUAAGUUCAAGGAAGAUGCGGUUGUGGAUGAGAUUCUGAAAGGGCUGGAGAAUUUGGUUGCUGAGAUUGAUGUUGUUAAGUCCUUCGAAUGGGGACAGGAUCUGGAAAGCCAAGAGAUGCUUCGGCAGGGAUUUACCCAUGUCUUCGUGAUGACAUUCGACAAGAAGGAAGAUUAUGCUGUGUUUCAGAGCCACCCUAAACAUCAAGAAUUUUCAGCAAUAUUUUCAGCAGUUAUAGAAAAGCUUGUGCUGCUUGAUUUUCCACCUACUCUUGUCAAGACACCACCCAAGGCAGCACCACCAGAGGCACCACCAGCAUGA